Messenger RNA from Hyphopichia burtonii NRRL Y-1933, 1125 nucleotides. RefSeq names its product Swd3p (gene SWD3). Gene Ontology annotation, molecular function: protein binding. The transcript has a single exon. Bases 1 to 1125 code for a protein of 374 amino acids. Lineage: Eukaryota; Fungi; Ascomycota; Pichiomycetes; Serinales; Debaryomycetaceae. The record is from RefSeq and is a predicted model, not a curated record.
AUGGAAGAACCAGCUGCUAAGAAACCGAAGCUUGCAGAGAAUGGAGGUGGUCUGAACGGAGAGGUAGAAAGUCAAAGAAAUGGCCACGGGGCUAUAGACGGGGCAUUUACAGACUUGUAUACAUUGAAGUUCACGGUGAAGAAUGAUACUAAAGAAUCAUUCAAUGCCGUUGAAAUAUCACCGGACGGAACCAAGUUUGCCACUUGCUCAUCGGAUUCUACAAUUAAGAUAUACUCGACUGAUACUGGAGAGAAAGUUAGUGAGUUACGGGGGCAUACCAAAGGUAUAUCAGAUAUAGCAUUUUCACCAAUCAAUCCCAACAUAAUUGCAUCGUGUUCAGAUGAUAUGACGAUACGACUUUGGUCUAUCAAUAAGGGGAAAUGUAUAAAGAUACUUAAGAAACAUACAUACCAUGUGACCACGAUAAAGUUUAUCCUGAAAGGAAAUAUCUUAAUUAGUGGGUCAGCAGAUGAAACAGUCACCAUAUGGGAUUUGAGUUCAGGAAGAAGUCUUAAGACAUUAGCGGCACAUUCAGAUCCAGUCAGCUCAAUAGGACUAACUCCUGAUAAUACCAUCAUCAUAAGUGCAUCGUACGACGGGUUAAUGAGACUAUUUGAUUUGGAACUGGGUCAGUGUCUCAAAACAUUAGUAUAUAAUAGUGCAAGCCAUGGUACAGCUACUGCUUCUACAAACGAUGUUGUCAAUUUUCCUAUAUCAAAUGUUGAAAUCAGUCCUAAUGGUAAGUAUAUAUUAAGUUCAAGUCUAGAUGGAAAAAUACGAUUAUGGGAUUAUAUGGACAAUAAAGUAAUCAAGACUUACUCGGGGAUUGACGGUGUCAGUUCAGUUAGUGAGAAAUAUGGAUCCAGCAGUCGAUUCUUAACUAAAAUCAAUCCUAUUCUAAUUGUUUCUGGAAGUGACUCCAAUGGCUUAUUGUUUUGGGACGUUCAGACCAAAAAAAUUGUCUGUCAAAUUGAAAACCACUGCCCUAUUCUCGAUCUCGAUACCUGGGCCCAGGGGGAGCUCCUUAUAAGCUGUGAUCUCUCUGGAGAGUUGAAAGUCUACCAACUCAAUUCAAAAUACGUUAAAAGCACUGAAUCUGAAAGUCUACCUGAUUCCCCACGAUAA